GGGAGCGCUCUGCGCAGGCGCGGGAGCAGGUCGCAGCAGCGCUGGGCCUCGGCUUAAGCUGUUGUUGUGCCGCCCCUCCCCCACCCCUACCCUGCGGCGGCCCAGCGCUGCAGGCCGCUGACUCCAGCCCCAGCACCCGGGACUGCGGACUUCGUGACCCUUUCCUCGGGCCUGUCCGCGCCGGAGCAGCUCGGGACUGCGCAGCACUCCGCGUGCCGACAUGGGAAAGUCUUUUUCUCAUUUGCCUCUGCAUUCGAAUAAAGAAGAUGCUUAUGAUGCAGUCACAUCAACUGAAAAUAUGAGAAAUGGAUUAGUCAAUAGUGAAGUCCAUAAUGAAGAUGGAAGAAAUGGAGAUGUUUCUCAGUUUCCAUAUGUGGAAUUUACAGGAAGAGAUAGUGUCACUUGCCCCACUUGUCAAGGAACAGGAAGAAUUCCUAGAGGACAAGAAAACCAACUGGUAGCAUUGAUUCCAUACAGUGAUCAAAGAUUAAGACCAAGAAGAACAAAACUGUAUGUGAUGGCUUCUGUGUUUGUCUGUCUGCUUCUUUCUGGAUUGGCUGUGUUUUUCCUUUUCCCUCGCUCUAUCGACGUGAAAUACAUUGGCGUAAAAUCAGCAUACGUCAGUUAUGAUGUUCAGAAGCGUACAAUAUAUUUAAAUAUCACAAAUACACUGAAUAUAACUAAUAAUAACUAUUAUUCUGUUGAAGUUGAAAACAUCAUUGCACAAGUUCAGUUUUCAAAAACAGUUAUUGGAAAGGCACGCUUGAACAACAUAACCAAAAUUGGUCCACUGGAUAUGAAACAAAUUGAUUAUACAGUACCUACUGUCAUAGCAGAGGAAAUGAGUUAUAUGUAUGAUUUCUGUACACUGAUAUCCAUCAAAGUACAUAACAUAGUUCUCAUGAUGCAAGUUACUGUAACAACAACUUACUUUGGACAUUCGGAACAGAUAUCCCAGGAGAGGUACCAGUAUGUUGAUUGUGGAAGGAACACAACUUACCAGCUGGGGCAGUCUGAAUAUCUAAAUGUACUUCAGCCACAACAGUAAAAGCAGAGAUGCAGCUGGGGAAGAAGAAAUAGCUGUUGAUAUUUUCAGAACUCUGUAGGGUGAGGUACUUAACUUCCUGAUAGAUCUUAAAUUGAACAACCUAAAGUUUACACUUCUACUUUAAGAGUGUAGCUAAAAGUAUGUGGACUUGUAGAUUAUCAUAACUCUCCACUCUGUGUUCAUCAUAUUUGUACCAGGAUCUUUACUUGAAUCUGAAUUUACUGAUUGGUUCUCUUCUCUCCUGGUCUCCCCCCAAAAGGGGCGAACUUAGACUUCUACAGGACAAUAGAUAAUUAUUUGAAAUUCAUAGCUCUAAUCACUACUGAAAACAUAAUUUUGGUGAUGAACAUAGUUUGAGAAACUUUAUUUCUGAAUGCUUUUUAUAGACUCUUAUGAGGGCCUCUUAUUCAUGGAAUACUUUUAAAGAAUAACCUUUUUUUUCCCUGUUUUAUAAAUUCCCAUUGCUACUUGGUAGUAUUUCAACUAUAUUUAAGCUUUUAGCUAAAUGUUCUUAUUUGUUCAUUUGAAGUCCUCAUUUGCAUGUUUUUGUCAGUCUUAUUUCAAGCUAGUGCUUGCUUGCAUAACAUUUAUAAACCAAAAUAAUCUUUGCAUAAUUCUGUACCUAACAUUUUUAAAAACCUCGAAAUAAUGUUUCACAUGUUUUUCCAUGUUAGUUAUAGUUCUGUGAAAUUUUUGUGUAAAAACCUAAUCAUUUAUAGUAUUGUAAAUAAAUUGUGCAUGGCUUUUAUAUAGCUUUAAUAAUUGUCAAAGUGGUACAGAUUUAAAAUAUAGUAAGUUGCUCAUUAAAAUUAAACAAAAAUGAAAUUCAGAAACCUCUAAAUGUGAAUAUUGUUGCAAUUACAUAUUAGAUCAGGCAUAAAGUAGGUUUGAAAUAAAAUAUUGAUGCUCCACUUUUUUUUAAUGUUGCUUUUCAUACUAAAGAAUUGUGAAGACACUUAACUUUUCACAGCUGUUAAGUACCCAAGUCAUCAAUUUUAUGAAUGUUUUAGAGGAGGAAAUUACUUCUUUGGUAGAAAUUACCCAGGGAAUCAUGUUAUUAAAUGAUGGUGGCUAUAUCAAAAUAAAACCUAUAUUAUGCUUUUAAAAAUUUAAUCACUUUGCACAUCGUGGAUAUCAUGCAUCUAGCAGUUAACAUUUUUAUAGGUUUCUGCUUUUGAUUUGGGUUUUAUUUAAAGUUAUUUUCAAGUGUAAAUUAUUGACUUACUUUGCUGUUUUAUAUUUUUAAUCCUGUUUCCAUUUGGGCUUUUUGCCUUUUCACUUACCAAGUUCUGAGUACCUUUUAAAUACAUAGCACUGAGCGUAGGGGCUGAAUAUGAUACCAAAAACAGUUAAGUGGCUUGAGAUUAGUUUUCUUCUGUUUUCUAGUGACAGAAAUCAGGCCACCUACCCCUUCUCCCCUCAAAGUGCCUAACUUAGGUCUGAAACAUACUUAUGAAUAAGUCUGACUCUCUGAACUAUAAAACAUAAGCUUUAUUUAAUUAAUUAGAGCUAAUGAAGCCCUCCUUUCUGCCUUUAAACACACUCAGGUCUGCCCUUAGCUUUCAUAUCCUUUUCUCUACAUUUUCCUGAGUGAAUAUUUAAACAGGUGAAAUGCACUAACUUCCUUUUUUUUCAAUAACUACUUAGACUUCCCUUAAUCCAUUGCUAAUUCACCCAUCCUUACUAUUGAACUAAAGUCACCCCUUUAAAUUUAUGAACUUUGUAGUCCAACACAAUCUGUAAUUUUUUUUUCUGCUAUGUUUUUUGACUACUCCCCUUUUCCUUGAAACUACACAGUUCUCUAAUGUGUAGAUUCAUUUUGCACUUUUCAUAUCAUCUUAAUUUUUUUCUCCUUCUCCUGUCUUUUGAUGUCUUUUAUUGAGUAGUAAUCUAGACCCUUUGCUGCCUCAAAAUUUCUACUGUUUUGGCUUCAACAAUCACCUAUAUUGGGACUUCCACAUCUGUUUCUACACACAUGACCAGUAACCCAUCUAGUUUCUCAGUUAGCUAAUGACUUGGAAAAUAAUAGCAUUUCACUGUCUCUGUGUAAAAUCAAACAAUGUUAAAAAUUUUUUAUCAUAUUUUGUUUUGUUCGCACCUUGUACUCAUGCCCCAUUUCCUCAAGAUCAUCCUUCAGAUAUGUCUCCUUCAAAAUCAGUCCUGAUUUAUUUUCCUGAUUUGUAUCUUUAAACCUUGGAAAACUAUGUAGUGUAAAUUAAAUGGACUUUUCUGUUGACUUGUGGCUCUAAUAUCCUUUUAUAGUACAUGCAAAGUAUCUACCGAAGAGUCAGGAAAAUAAGGAACCAUUUGCUUUUAAUGACUUAGUUUUGAAUAUUUUUUUCUUCAUCUUUGAUUUAAAAACUCUUUAUUAUACCUGCUUUCUGUAGAGUUCAAGUCAGAAUAAAACUGGAAUUUGAAAUAAGUUUUAAAAAAAUCCCAAUAAUAGAGAAAUAAAGAUCACUGUGACUACUUUUAGAGAUGGUUCUGUAACUGCCAGAACAAGCCUAGAACAAAGCAGACUAUAAAUUAAUAAAACUACACAAACACAUUAAGAUGAAGCAAACUUAUAGCCACUAAAAAAAUAAAAAAUCUUAAAAUAAUGGGUGAGGCUUUAACUUUUCUUAGGUCAUUGUCCAGUGUAAUUUCUUAUGUAGUGUAGGGUAGCUAUUGAUAACAUUUUUUGAAACUGCUCUUAGACCUUAUACAAAGGACAUAGUAAAGAGGUUACAGAUUUUUUUCUGAUACUUCUAAAAAUAACUUUCUCUUAAAUUGUACCUUUAAUAGACUGGUCAUUAUAACCACAUCUAAUAUAGUAACAAACCUAUGUGUUUUGAUAUGACAUGUAUAUAAAUAGCACUGUGCCCUUUUCAGAACUCUUUGAUAUUUUUAUCUUAAAUCAUUUCUCAUAUCCUGUGAGUCAGAAAAGGAUGGUGGUAGGGUGAAGAGGCAUGGAGAAGUUGAGGUACUUGCUCAAAAUCUCAUAUUUAGUAAAUAGUUAUUUGCUAGACCUAGUUAUUCUGUCUUCCCUAUCUGUGCUCUGUCAUUUAAAAAUAACCAUUGGAGGAGUUCCCGUCGUGGCCCAGUGGUUAACGAAUCUGACUAGGAACCAUGAGGUUGUGGGUUCGGUCCCUGGCCUUGCUCAGUGGGUUAAGGAUCUGGCAUUGCCGUGAGCGGUGGUGUAGGUUGCAGACUCGGCUCAGAUCCCGCAUUGCUGUGGCUGUGGCGUAGGCCGGUGGCUACAGCUCCGAUUCGACCCCUAGCCUGGGAACCUCUAUGUGCCACGGGAGCGACCCAAGAAAUGGCAAAAAGACAAAAAAUAAUAAUAAUAAUAACCAUUGGAAAGCCCUGUUGACUCAGGUUAGUAUGAAUAAAAAUUAGAGAAAACAUUCACAUAGGUAAUACUGGCAAUCAGAAUAAUAAUGAUGGCCUAAGAUUUCAGUAUAUUGAAAUUGGUACCUGAAAUACUUUAAAUGGCAAAUGAACAUUUGUAAAAUAUUUUGGAGCAUAAUCUCUAGCUUAAUUUGUCUGUUAAAGUUUAGUACUCCUUCCAAGAAAGAUAAAAAUAUGUUUCAGAGUAGACUAUAAAUAAUAGAGAUUAUUGGAUUUGAGAUUUGAAAUAAGAAUAGUAUGAAAAUAUUAGAUACUGUUAAAGCUGCUUGAAAUGUCUAAGUAACCAUCUUUACUGUAGCACAUAGUACGUAAAUGACUGAUUUUAUUGUGUGUAUUUUUUCUAUGCCUUUUUUCUUAAUUUAGGUAAUGAGUUAAUUAUUUUCUCUAAGAAUUUAUGAAUGAUAAGGAAAUAAAAUUAACCUCAGAUCUUCUGAAUUUUUUUGGGAAUGACACAGUUUGGUGUUAAAAUAAAUAGGAAGUGACUGCCAAAACACAAGAAAAAUAACUUAGGAGACUUCAGACUUUAGCCUAAAUCAAUCCUUUGAGUUACUUAGCCUCAUCAUUAUUACAGUAUAAUUCUGGGUGUUUAAUUGGAGAGCAUAUUCCCAACUUCCUCUCAUAGCAUUUUACUUGUUUUUUAAAAAGUUUUAAAAUAAACAGUUUUUUAUAUAAUGACCCCAUCUUAUUUAAGAACAUAGUUUAUUACAUGCUUAACUCCAAAAAUAAGUCACUACUCAGUAUAGCUAAUAUUUACUGGUUACUUACUGUGUCAUAUACUGUACUAAGCUUUUGUGUGCAUUAUCUUAUCCCUGAGAAAAGCCCUUUAAGGUAGUUAUUAUCAUUGCCCCUCAUUUCACCUCUGAGGAAAUUAAGUUUUAAAGAAGUUAAGAAUUAUGCUUGAACGUGAUUAGGGAUUCAAAACAAGUCUGACUCAAGCAUCAUUGGUCUUACAAUUAGCAUAUUUUCUUUCUAACUUUUGAAAAUAUUUUAAAUGUAAAAAUGUGUUGGAUAUCGUACUUAAUAUAUAAGAUUCUGAGGUUUUUUUUGAUGGUAUUUUCAAAAAUAGUCUUAGAGUACUUAUUUUUUAGAUCAUUAGUACAAAAAAUGUGUAUCAUUGAUUUUUUAAAUAUUAAUACUUACCCUUUAAAGGUUUUUUUCUGUUGCAUCCAGGGCAUGUGGAAGUUCCAGGCCAGGGACUGAACCCACGCCACCACUGUAACCUUAAUCCUUAACCCACUGGGCCACCAGGCUCCAAUUUUUUUCUUUUUAAAAGAUAUAAAAAUUUAAAUUACAAAUACAUAUCAUUCUUCUUUGAUAAGCAGUAUGAAUUGAACUUCAAGUUAUUAGGUUGUAUGCCAAGGUUACUCAUCGUAAUGUCAUGAUUUUUAGUUCAUAACAUCUGAAAACAGUAACGGCUUGGCUCAAAUACGUCUAAAAGUAAUUAAUUUUCUCUCUCUUUUUUGUAAAAUCAGAUUUUAAAUGAGAUGUUAAACUAUUUUAAGGAAAAAAUAUGUUUGAGAAGAUGGGGUAAAAAGAUUGUUAAACACUAUUUCUUUAAAAAAUUUAUUUUUACAUGAAAACAAAAUAUAUUUGCCAUAUGCUUCAGUCAGAAAUUUCUCUUCUCUAUCCCAUAUCUGUAUUUCAAGGUAAAAAUGUUCGCUUGUCAGCUGAAAUUUCUGGUUAGAACUAAUAUUUGUGUAUUUUUGUGCUUAGAAUGUAAAUUUCACAGGGGAUUUUUGAAAUUUAUUCUUAAUUUGGAUAAAAGCAAGCGAUAUAUAUAUAGUUACUCUAGGGAUAAAAAUGUUAAUUUCCAUUUUUUGAAAAACUACCAAUGUGGUUAUGUUUUUAGUUCUUUUUACAGACAUUCAGCACAGUCGUUAAAUUAAAAAAUACAGUAUGGUCUGUAUUGACCCAAAAAGUAUUCCAUAAAUUAAUUUAACAAAUAUAUGGCAAGUUUUUCAUAGCUAAAUCUAAUUCUUCUAGAAGGAAGUUUGUUGCCUUCUGUUUAAUUACAUUAAUUGAAAUGUGUUUAAGAGAAAUGUUUUCAGCAUAUUUUGUAUACUAAAAACCAAAAAGGAUUAGUACUGGGCCAAUGGCCAAGAUGUAAUAUUACUACCUUGUAGACUGUUACAGUUUAAAUUGUCCCACUUCCCCCAGAAUUUUAGAAACUAGAAGUCUGGGAGAUAACCGUAUCAGCUAUAGUCAGGUGAUUCUAAAUGCUCUAAGCACUAUUCAUCUUUGAGUUAGUGUGUGAGACAAAAAAAUGCCAAGUUUCAAAAGUGCAUAAUUUCAUUUUGUUUUAGGCAUAAAAUAUCAGCAAGAUAUGUCUUGUGUGUUUUGUCUUAUAUUUCCUCAUAGAAAUAAAUUAAGAGUUUGAAAAAUGAUUUGAAAUGCUUUCUGGUUUGAGAUGCUUUUUGACUUGACCUGCUUGGUCGAAUAUUUGAAUGAUGGCACUGCUGGGUAAAUUCUAACCCAUGGUUAUGAUUGUGGAAUAUAGCGUGACACUAUGUUUGGGCACUUACUCUUGGUUUAUAUUAUGUAUUAGCCUCCAUGAUAACAUACUUAUUAAAUUUCCAAGUUGAGCAGUUCUGUAAUUGUAACCAUUGUUGCUAUUCCUCUAACAAAACAUGCUUAUGAUGGUAAAAUGAAUAGAAGUGCCCCCAAAUGCUAUUUUUUUAAUCACUUGUAACUGUUACUCUUGUAAUUGUGUAUGACAAAAUAAAAUUUGUAAAAAUUUUAGCAUGAAAAAUAAAAUUUGUAUCAGUCAGGUA
Messenger RNA from Sus scrofa (pig), 7209 nucleotides. RefSeq names its product transmembrane protein 106B (gene TMEM106B). Gene Ontology annotation, biological process: dendrite morphogenesis; lysosome localization; lysosomal transport. Lineage: Eukaryota; Metazoa; Chordata; Mammalia; Artiodactyla; Suidae. Gene Ontology annotation, cellular component: lysosomal membrane. The record is from RefSeq and is a predicted model, not a curated record.